AAGUCAGAAGCUACGUUACCCAAUUCCCUCCAACCAUACUCUCGCGAGACUGCGCGAGGAGGGCACAAGUUGGAGGAAACAUGGCGACGUCUAAUUUGUUAAAGAAUAAAGGCUCCUUGCAGUUUGAGGACAAGUGGGACUUGAUGAGGCCCAUUGUUCUCAAGCUGCUGAGACAGGAGGCUGUCACCAAGCAGCAGUGGUUCGACCUCUUCUCAGACGUCCAUGCUGUGUGUCUGUGGGAUGAUAAGGGCCCAGCUAAGAUCCACCAGGCCCUCAAAGAAGACAUCCUAGACUUCAUCAAACAAGCUCAGAACCGUGUGUUGAGUCACCAGGAUGACACAGCGUUGCUGAAGGCCUACAUUGUGGAGUGGCGAAAGUUCUUCACGCAGUGUGACAUCCUGCCCAAACCCUUCUGUCAGCUGGAGAUCACACUGAUGGGGAAGCAGGGCAGCAACAAGAAGUCUAACGUUGAGGACAGCAUCGUACGCAAGUUGAUGUUGGACACAUGGAACGAGUCAAUCUUCUCCAACAUAAAGAGCCGUCUUCAGGACAGUGCUAUGAAGCUGGUUCAUGCUGAAAGACUGGGAGAGGCUUUUGACUCCCAGCUGGUUAUAGGAGUACGAGAAUCAUACGUCAACCUGUGCUCUAACCCUGAAGACAAGCUCCAGAUCUACAGAGAUAACUUUGAGAAGGCCUACCUGGACUCAACUGAGAGGUUCUACAGAACACAGGCCCCAUCAUACCUACAGCAGAACGGAGUCCAGAAUUACAUGAAAUAUGCAGACACAAAGCUAAGAGAAGAGGAGAAGAGGGCAGUUCGAUACCUUGAGACUCGUCGUGAAUGUAACUCUGUCCAAGCUCUGAUGGAAUGUUGUGUGAACGCUCUGGUGACGUCGUUUAAAGAAACCAUCCUGGCUGAAUGUCCCGGCAUGAUCAAACGCAAUGAGACAGACAAGCUCCACCUGAUGUUUUCCCUGAUGGAUAAGGUUCCUAGUGGGAUAGAGCCCAUGCUGAAAGAUCUGGAGGAUCACAUCAUGAACGCUGGGCUGGCUGAUAUGGUGGCUGCUGCAGAGACUAUCACUUCUGACUCUGAGAAGUACGUGGAGCAGCUGCUGACCUUGUUUAACCGUUUCAGUAAACUGGUGAAGGAGGCUUUUCAGGAUGACCCUCGAUUCCUCACCGCCAGAGACAAGGCCUACAAAGCUGUGGUGAACGAUGCCACCAUUUUUAAACUGGAGCUGCCCCUCAAACAGAAAGGGGUAGGUCUGAAGACCCAGCCAGAGUCGAAGUGUCCAGAGCUGCUAGCUAACUACUGUGACAUGCUGCUGAGGAAAACAACCCUGAGCAAGAAACUCACAUCAGAGGAGAUAGAACUCAAACUCAAAGAAGUGUUGCUGGUAUUGAAGUAUGUUCAGAAUAAGGAUGUGUUUAUGAGGUACCAUAAAGCCCACCUGACCAGAAGACUGAUCCUGGACAUCUCAGCCGACAGCGAAAUAGAAGAGAACAUGGUGGAGUGGCUCAGGGAGGUGGGGAUGCCUGCAGACUAUGUGAAUAAGCUGGCGAGGAUGUUCCAGGACAUUAAAGUAUCGGACGAUCUCAACCAGGUCUUCAAGGAGAUGCACAAACACAACAAGCUGGCUUUACCAGCUGACAGUGUGAAUAUAAAGAUCCUGAAUGCGGGUGCUUGGUCGAGGAGCAGUGAGAAGGUGUUUGUGUCUCUGCCUACUGAGCUGGAGGAUCUGAUCCCAGAGGUAGAAGACUUCUACAAGAGGAACCACAGCGGAAGGAAACUACACUGGCACCACCUCAUGUCCAAUGGCAUCAUCACCUUCAAGAACGAAAUGGGUCAUUAUGACCUGGAGGUCACAACCUUUCAGCUGGCUGUCCUAUUUGCCUGGAACCAGCGGCCGCGGGAGCGAAUCAGCUUCGAGAACCUUAAAUUGGCCACCGAGCUUCCCGAUGCUGAGCUACGACGCACACUCUGGUCUCUGGUAGCGUUCCCUAAGCUGAAGAGACAGGUGUUGUCCUAUGAGCCUUCAGUCUCCUCCCCUAAAGACUUCACAGACAGCACCCUGUUCUAUGUCAACCAGGACUUCUCUCUCAUUAAAAACUCCAAGGUCCAAAAAAGGGGCAAGAUUAAUCUGAUUGGUCGAUUGCAGCUGACCACAGAGCGAAUGAGAGAGGAGGAGAAUGAGGGCAUCGUUCAGCUGAGAAUAUUAAGAACCCAGGAGGCCAUCAUCCAGAUUAUGAAGAUGAGGAAGAGGAUCAGUAACGCUCAGCUACAGACAGAACUGGUAGAGAUCCUCAAGAACAUGUUCCUGCCCCAGAAGAAGAUGAUCAAGGAACAGAUUGAGUGGCUCAUCGAACACAAAUACAUCAAACGGGACGAGACAGACAUCAACACCUUUAUCUACAUGGCAUAGAACCCCUUUACCUGGAUUGGAACCAUCUACCUACUGCUUGACCUGGCUGGGCCCUCGCUGCAGCAGGAGGAAGAAGAAAUGCAGUAAGAGGAGGAGGGAGGAGUGGUUGUUUCAGAAGAAGAGGAAGGAGAAUAUCUCUGCGGCCUGGGGGGGGUUGGUUGGUUGGCUGGCUGGCUGUAUGAGAUAGAUGGUGUAGUCUUCAGACUGUGGUGCCCCUCGGGGUCCAGGAGGAGAAGGACAGGAGGACAGUGGGGCUGACUGACAGUCUCAGUAUCACAGUAGAGACAUUAUUAAAUAAACUCUCCCUGCCUUACCCUCCUUACGCAGUCCGCACAGAGACAGACAGGAGGACUAGUGGUCUAUAUCAUUAUGGAGUAGACACAGAGAGGAGUGUAUUUUGCCAAAUGUACUGUGUGUGUCUAUGUAUAUGUGUGUCUGCACCUUGACAGCUUGUUGCUCUGUGGAAGUCUUGCAAUCACCCGAGGACCCAUCGCGCGUGCGUGUGUGCGUAUCUCACUUUCCUCCACCCCCCCUCACCCCCAACUGCCACACCCCUCAGAGAGGAUCAUGACUCCUCACAUAUCAGCCAGUCGCUGGGUGAGAACAAACGAGAACAUCAGCACUUUUCUGUGUUUCAGUGUGUCUGAAUGGCUUUAUAUAUCAAUUUCAUUCUACUUUUCAAUGCUCAUCAUUAUUUUUAUGAACACUUGUGUGUUGUGUCUCUCGCUUGUUAAAUGCUGCACAGCGUCAUCCAAUCGAUCGAAGUCACAAAGCUCUCUAGCGAUCUUUGAUUCUUCUCUCUCCCCCACCUAUAGCCAGUGCAGGACAGGACAUGACAGGUGUGUUAUUGUCAGACCAUGAGGGGGUGUCAUGACUGGUCAUGACCCAGGUUUCUUCCCAAAUGCCACCCUAUUCCCUAGGUACUGCAAUACAUUUGACCAGAGCUCUAUGGGUUAAAAAAGUAGCGUAUGUUCCCUAUAUACACUGCUCAAAAAAAUAAAGGGAACACUAAAAUAACACAUCCUAGAUCUGAAUGAAUUAAAUAUUCUUAUUAAAUAUUUUUUUCUUUACAUAGUUGAAUGUGCUGACAACAAAAUCACACAUUAUCAAUGGAAAUCAAAUUUAUCAACCCAUGGAGGUCUGGAUUUGGAGUCACACUCAAAAUUCAAGUGGAAAACCACACUACAGGCUGAUCCAACUUUGAUGUAAUGUCCUUAAAACAAGUCAAAAUUAGGCUCAGUAGUGUGUGUGGCAUCCACGUGCCUGUAUGACCUCCCUACAACGCCUGGGCAUGCUCCUGAUGAGGUGGCGGAUGGUCUCCUGAAGGAUCUCCUCCCAGACCUGGACUAAAGCAUUCGCCAACUCCUGGACAGUCUGUGGUGCAACGUGGCAUUGGUGGAUGGAGCGAGACAUGAUGUCCCAGAUGUGCUCAAUUGGAUUCAGGUCUGGGGAAUGGGCGGGCCAGUCCAUAGCAUCAAUGCUUUCCUCUUGCAGGAACUGCUGACACACUGCAGCCACAUGAGGUCUAGCAUUGUCUUGCAUUAGGAGGAACCCAGGGCCAACCACACCAGCAUAUGGUCUCACAAGGGGUCUGAGGAUCUCAUCUCGGUACCUAAUGGCUGUCAGGCUACCUCUGGCGAGCACAUGGAGGGCUGUGCGGCCCCCCAAAGAAAUACCACCCCACACCAUGACUGACCCACCGCCAAACCGGUCAUGCUGGAGGAUGUUGCAGGCAGCAGAACGUUCUCCACGGCGUCUCCAGACUGUCACGUGCUCCGUGUGAACCUGCUUUCAUCUGUAAAGAGCACAGGGCGCCAGUGGCGAAUUUGCCAAUCUUGGUGUUCUCUAGCAAAUGCCAAACGUCCUGCACGGUGUUGGGCUGUAAGCACAACCCCCACCUGUGGACGUCGGGCCCUCAUACUACCCUCAUGGAGUCUGUUUCUGACCGUUUGAGCAGACACAUGUACAUUUGUGGCCUGCUGGAGGUCAUUUUGCAGGGCUCUGGCAGUGCUCCUCCUGCUCCUCCUUGCACAAAGGCGGAGGUAGCGGUCCUGCUGCUGGGUUGUUGCCCUCCUACGGCCUCCUCCACGUCUCCUGAUGUACUGUCAAUCAGUGUUGCUUCCUAAGUGGACAGUUUGAUUUCACAGAAGUGUGAUUGACUUGGAGUUACAUUGUUUUGUUUAAGUGUUCCCUUUAUUUUUUUGAGCGGUGUAGGAAAAUAUAUAUAUAUAUUCCCUACUAAGGGAAAAAUAUUUGAUAUCCUAUAUAUGGAAUAGGGUGCCCCAGUAAAAUCCCUCCAGUGCAAUAGCUAGACAGCCCCUCCUACUAGAGCACUUCCUGUGAUGAGGUCAUGUUGCUAAAGCAACGGCACUGCAGUGUUGCUAUUAAUGUACCCUACCCACAACCUUUUACAGAAGACUGUGUGUUGCAGUAUGAUAUGAGUGGGGAGGGUGAUGAUAGAAGGGAAAAAAAUGUGUAGCUGUCGAGUGUUUGUAUGCGAGUGUUUGAUAAAUAGGCCCGGUCUGUAGCGGGCUACUAGGUGUACAUAGCCACUUAUUGAUUUGGAGUAAUGUUACAUGAUUAAACGUAUGAGACGACUUAAUAA
Molecule: messenger RNA, 5028 nt
Organism: Oncorhynchus nerka (sockeye salmon)
Lineage: Eukaryota; Metazoa; Chordata; Actinopteri; Salmoniformes; Salmonidae
Product: cullin-5
Exons: 19
Coding region: 81-2423 (780 amino acids)
Biological process (GO): SCF-dependent proteasomal ubiquitin-dependent protein catabolic process; protein ubiquitination
Cellular component (GO): SCF ubiquitin ligase complex; Cul5-RING ubiquitin ligase complex
Molecular function (GO): ubiquitin protein ligase binding; protein-macromolecule adaptor activity
Source: RefSeq, a predicted model, not a curated record